AUGAAACUCACGCCCGGCGCCAAUGAGUCGUAUCCGUCAAUGUUGGUGCCCCGCGUCUGGGCUAAUCCGCGCAGAUUCAAUUUCGACAACAUCGGUGAUGCGAUGCUGACGUUAUUCGAAGUGCUCUCCUUCAAGGGUUGGUUGGAUGUGCGAGACGUGUUGAUUAAAGCUGUUGGACCGAUACAUGCCAUCUAUAUACACAUCUAUAUUUUCUUGGGUUGCAUGAUUGGACUGACCUUGUUUGUGGGUGUGGUGAUCGCUAACUACUCGGAGAACAAAGGUACCGCUCUCUUGACAGUCGAUCAGCGUCGUUGGUGCGAUCUGAAGAAGCGUUUGAAAAUUGCGCAACCUCUGCAUUUACCACCGCGUCCUGAUGGCAGAAAGUUCCGUGCAUUUACCUAUGAUAUAACGCAGAAUAUAAUUUUCAAGCGUAUUAUAGCGGUAGUGGUGCUGAUCAAUAGCAUGUUGCUAUCUAUUACGUGGAUCAAGGGUGAAGUGCAUACUGAACGUUUAGUGAUCGUCAGCGCUGUGCUGAAUUUCGUGUUUGUCAUUGAAGUGGUUAUGAAGAAUAUAGCGUUCACUCCACGCGGCUACUGGCAAUCGCGACGAAAUCGCUAUGACCUACUGGUCACAGUGGCUGGCGUUGUUUGGAUAUUCUUGCAAACUAUAUUAAGGAAUGAUCUGUCAUAUUUCUUCGGUUUUAUGGUGGUAAUUUUACGUUUCUUCACCAUUACUGGCAAACACACCACACUCAAAAUGCUUAUGCUAACAGUGGGCGUGUCCGUUUGCAAAUCAUUUUUCAUCAUAUUCGGCAUGUUUUUGCUGGUGUUCUUCUAUGCUUUAGCUGGCACUAUCCUCUUCGGUACUGUCAAGUAUGGUGAGGGUAUUGGAAGGCGUGCAAAUUUCGGUUCACCCGUCACAGGAGUGGCUAUGUUGUUUCGCAUUGUUACCGGAGAGGAUUGGAAUAAGAUUAUGCAUGACUGCAUGGUGCAGCCGCCAUAUUGUACACCGGGAAACAAUUACUGGGAAACCGAUUGUGGCAAUUUUACCGCCAGUUUAGUUUACUUCUGCACGUUCUACGUCAUAAUUACCUAUAUUGUGCUAAAUUUGCUAGUGGCUAUUAUCAUGGAGAACUUUUCAUUGUUCUAUUCAAAUGAGGAGGAUGCGCUGCUUUCCUAUGCUGACAUACGCAAUUUUCAGAACACAUGGAAUAUAGUGGAUAUACAUCAACGUGGCGUCAUACCGGUACGACGUGUAAAAUUUAUACUGCGUCUCUUAAAAGGACGACUGGAGUGUGAUCCACAAAAGGACCGAUUGCUUUUCAAGUACAUGUGCUAUGAGCUGGACAAGCUGCAUAAUGGCGAAGAUGUGACAUUUCACGAUGUAAUCAACAUGUUAUCCUAUCGCUCAGUGGACAUACGUAAGGCCUUACAGCUAGAGGAGUUACUGGCACGCGAAGAAUUCGAAUAUUUAGUUGAGGAAGAGGUGGCUAAGAUGACGAUACGCACAUGGUUGGAGGGUUGUUUGAAAAAGAUACGCGCACAAAAUGCAAGUAAGCAACAAAAUUCUCUCAUAGCCGGUUUGCGCGCCACUAAUGAACAGCUUAUGCUGCUUAAGGCUCCCGAAGAUAAAACACCCACCACCGGUGGGGAAAAACCACCUGGCAGCGCCACUGCACCUUGCCCACCUACCAGUGAUGCUUUUUCGCCCACCUUCAGUUCAACCGAGAACGAAGAGAAGGAUGCCAGCGGCAGUGCCGCCAUUUCAAGUACCGCCGAUGCACAUGGCGUACAACGUGUCAUAAGUGCCACCAAGCGUGCCUAUGCGCUAAAUCGCUCCGAUUCGACGGGUAGUUCAGCUGGUCGCAAAUACUUGGCACCCACCACAUCCGAUCCACAACAACGCAGCACACUUACCGACAAGGAGCGCUUGCAUAUUAGUAGCCAGCAGAAGAAGAAAAAUUCAAUGACUGCAGUGCCCACACUGCCACCCGUUGUGGCAGCGAGCGGUGCUGUAAUUAAACGCGAUAUAAAUCGCACAUCGGGUUAUUUUGCUUCGACCAAUAGCGAUGGCAGUCAAUUUCAUUAUCCACCGAAUGUGACGAAUCACUAUGGAGAACAACAUGGACCGCUGGGUAGUCCGUCGGCAAUUAUGGGGCACAUAAUUGCGGGUAGUAAACUAUUACCUUUCAACAAUCAAGCAAAUGCGGUGUACGAGGUGCACGAUUGGUGGCAAGAGCAGGUGAUUUGCACGCUCUACAGCGAUGAUGAAGGUUAGGUUUUGUAUUAAAUUGUGAAUUAAAUAGUAGGAAAAAGUAAACAAUCUAGGUAUAAGUGCGAUUAAAAAAUUAGUAAUUAUAACAUGGGAUACUAUGAUUAGUAAAUUAAUGUGAUUGAUGUAAAUGUUACAUUUUACCGUUAAAUUGUUGUCUUUGCCAAGCACAAUGCCAAAUUUACAGACACAAAUUAUAAUAUAGUCAAUGAUAGAUAAUAUACAGUUAUUGUUUCAUGAGUUGGAUACUUAUAGACAAUAUUAUAAGAUAAUAUUUAAUGUGUAUUAAAACAUACUUUGGUGUAUUAACUUUGUAAUAAAAAUAUGUUGAAUAAUUGGA
Rhagoletis zephyria (snowberry fruit fly) is the source of this 2611-nucleotide messenger RNA. RefSeq names its product sodium leak channel non-selective protein-like. Gene Ontology annotation, biological process: transmembrane transport; positive regulation of synaptic transmission, cholinergic; monoatomic ion transport. Gene Ontology annotation, cellular component: plasma membrane. NCBI's taxonomy places the organism in Eukaryota, Metazoa, Arthropoda, Insecta, Diptera, Tephritidae. Gene Ontology annotation, molecular function: monoatomic cation channel activity. The record is from RefSeq and is a predicted model, not a curated record.